AGCGCGCGCGCGCGCGCCUAGGGAGGCAGGCGUGAAGGGGGCGAGCGUGUGGGGGUACUCGCGGUCCUGAAACGGCGACGGGCGCGAGGCGGUUUCCGCUUUCUUUUCGACAAGAAGAGGAGACGUAGGCGCCAUUGUAACUGCGCCUGCCUCAGGCAGGAAAGAAAGCGAGAAAGAGGGAGGAAAAGCGAGAGAUUCCGACUGAACUCGCCCCUGAGAAAAGCGACCGCGGCGUCUGGUUCGACAUCAACCUAGGCCUCUGUGGGAGGGGCUUACUCCGACUUGGCCGGCCCCACCCCGGCCCCGCGCGCUUUCAGGAUGUCGGCACAGGCCCAAAUGCGCGCGAUGCUGGAUCAGCUUAUGGGCACCUCCCGGGACGGUUCAAUGUAUCUAUGCCUGCCUACUUCAUUCUGCAAGGGAGUGUCAGAAAGGCCCCGCAUUCGCCGAGCCGGGAUACUACCCGUCAGCGAAUCAAAUUCAGUGAUGACAGAGUAUGCAAAAGUCAUCUUCUCAACUGCUGCCCUCAUGAUGUCCUCUCUGGAACAAGGAUGGACCUUGGAGAAUGUUUGAAGGUGCAUGACUUGGCACUAAGAGCAGAUUAUGAAAUUGCAUCAAAAGAACAAGACUUUUUCUUUGAGCUUGAUGCAAUGGAUCAUCUGCAGUCAUUCAUUGCUGACUGUGAUAGAAGAACUGAAGUGGCAAAGAAGAGACUGGCAGAAACCCAAGAGGAGAUCAGUGCUGAAGUUGCAGCCAAAGCUGAACGAGUUCAUGAAUUGAAUGAAGAAAUUGGGAAGCUGCUUGCCAAAGUAGAACAACUUGGAGCUGAUGGAAACGUGGAAGAAUCACAGAAAGUCAUGGACGAAGUGGAGAAAGCCAGGGCAAAAAAGAGAGAAGCAGAGGAAGUAUACAGAAAUUCCAUGCCUGCUUCCAGCUUUCAGCAGCAGAAGCUUCGGGUCUGUGAAGUGUGUUCAGCCUAUCUUGGUCUACAUGAUAAUGACAGGCGGCUUGCUGAUCACUUUGGUGGAAAAUUGCACUUGGGUUUUAUUGAAAUAAGAGAAAAGCUUGAAGAACUUAGGAGAAUUGUGGCUGAUAAGCAGGAGAAACGAAAUCAGGAACGUCUAAAGCGGAGAGAAGAAAGGGAGAGGGAAGAAAGGGAGAAGCUAAGGAGAUCUCGAUCUCAUAGCAAGAACCCCAAAAGAUCUAGAUCCCGUGAUCGCCGUAGGCAUAGAUCUCGUUCCUCCUCACGUGAACGAAAGAAAAGAACUCGGUCACGGUCCCGUGAGAAACGUCACCGUCACAGAUCUCGCUCUACCAGUCGCAGCAGGAGCCACAGCCACCAAAGGAGCAGGCAUAGCUCUAGGGACAAGAGCAGAGAACGCAGUUCUAAGAAAAGAUCCUCAAAAGAAAGAUCUUCCAGAGAUCAUGAACGUUCAAGAGACCGCAACAGAACAUCACGCGACAAAGAAAGGAGCCCCAGAGAAAAGUCACCUAGAGAUCGAGACUGCAAAGACAGGAAGCGUUCCUAUGAAAGUGCUAAUGGCCGGUCAGAAGACAGGAGAAGUUCAGAGGAGCGUGAAGCAGGGGAAAUAUAACUGGCUGUACAUUCACUUGAUUCUUUAGCUUCCUAUGGAGUUGCAUACUGUGGUUUAGUUUACAGUUAUUCAAAGGGACACCAAUGAGCAGUUUCACACACUGAUACAACUAGGAUAGAUGUACAGUAUAUAAAAAUGGUUAUAAUGAAGCCUGAAUUGACCCUUUCCAAUUGAUGGCAACUAAAGCAGUGUCCUUUUCCCCUCCCUUCCAAUAAACUUGUAAAACAUAUUUUCAAAGACAACAAUUCCAAAAAGACAACAAUUUUAUGUACAAAGAUGUAGAUCUCAGUGUUUUAUUCUCCCUUUUUCAAUACAAGUUAUAGUGAACAAACUAUAUUGUGCUCUUUGCAUUGGAUGCUUUCAAACCUUUAUAAGCUCCUCUAAUUUUGCUCCUCUUCAAACAGCAGCACUGAGUAGGUUUUAAAGGGGGUGGGGGUGGGGGUACCAAGCUUUUCUUAUCACUGUAAGAUUGUGUUCUCAGUUGCUUUUCAAAAGCCUAAGAUGUCUGACAGUAUGUUUAGAUUGGGAAUGUGUGCUGGAGAAAAUGGAAAAAUGUUUUUUUUACAGUGCCUCUUCAGACUUGGAAAUUGAACAGCUGUUGCAUUUUUUUUAAUUUCUACUGCAACUUUGAAAUCAAAGCCAGUCCCAUAUCUCUGUACCAUUUGAUUGGUGUUCAAUAUACUUGUUUUUUUUCCAUAAGACUUUUUCUGCUUUAUCUUGUGGGGUGUUAACUGCACAUCCUUAAUUGUAAAAAAACAAAAAAUAAAACCCACAACCAGUAAUAAAAAAUUAACAGUUUUGUCAAUGAAAUA
This is a messenger RNA of Varanus komodoensis (Komodo dragon), 2404 nucleotides long. RefSeq names its product putative RNA-binding protein Luc7-like 2. Gene Ontology annotation, molecular function: mRNA binding. The transcript is spliced from 11 exons. Gene Ontology annotation, biological process: mRNA splice site recognition. Gene Ontology annotation, cellular component: U1 snRNP; U2-type prespliceosome. The coding region runs from base 393 to 1592 and encodes 399 amino acids. Lineage: Eukaryota; Metazoa; Chordata; Lepidosauria; Squamata; Varanidae. The record is from RefSeq and is a predicted model, not a curated record.